AUGCCGCGCAUUCUCUUCGUCAGUGGUUUCCAUCCUGCUACCCGGGCUAGGGACUUGGCAUUUGAGUUUGAAAGGUUUGGCCCCUUGGUGCGUUGCGACGUUCCUGCUCCUCGAAACCCGCAUGCGACUUCGAACCCUUACGCUUUCGUCGAAUUCCGCAGCCAGCGUGAUGCUGAGGAUGCCUACUAUGAUAUGCAUGGUAGGUACUUUGAAGGAUCCCGGUUGAGUAUCCAGUGGGCCAAGAAUCCUCCUUCCUCGGUCUGGCGCUACGAUAGGCGAUCCUCACCUCCACACCGCUCUUCUCGUGACCGCGACCGCGACCGUUCUCGCAGUCCUCCACCUCGCCGACGAGACGAUCGUGACAAGGAUAGAGAUGUUGACAGGGACAGGGGUGAUAGAGACCGUGACAGGAGAAGGCGCAGCCGCUCUCCCAUUCCUGAGAGACGUCGUAGCCCCUCUCCAGACAGGCGGAGAGACGACCGUGCUCGUACUCCUCCGCCCCCUCAGGAUAUUGAUAUGAAGAAGGAUGACGAUCGGGCUCAAACUCCUCCCUAUGAUCAUUGA
Messenger RNA from Pleurotus ostreatus (oyster mushroom), 564 nucleotides. RefSeq lists its product as uncharacterized. The record is from RefSeq and is a predicted model, not a curated record. Gene Ontology annotation, cellular component: nuclear speck. Gene Ontology annotation, molecular function: RNA binding. Lineage: Eukaryota; Fungi; Basidiomycota; Agaricomycetes; Agaricales; Pleurotaceae. The transcript is spliced from 5 exons. Gene Ontology annotation, biological process: mRNA splicing, via spliceosome. The coding region runs from base 1 to 564 and encodes 187 amino acids.